This is a messenger RNA of Populus nigra (black poplar), 714 nucleotides long. Its product is annotated as GPI-anchored hemophore cfmA-like. The coding region runs from base 112 to 525 and encodes 137 amino acids. Lineage: Eukaryota; Viridiplantae; Streptophyta; Magnoliopsida; Malpighiales; Salicaceae. The transcript has a single exon. The record is from RefSeq and is a predicted model, not a curated record.
UCUCCCCUCACAAAAAACUUGCGAGUGUAAUACAUAUAGCUAAAACAACAUUCCUCUUACAUAUAGUAUACAUACAUAGUAUCUGAUAAUUUUAGACCUUAGGCUUAAGAAAUGGGCAAUUUGAAGUGUUUAGCAAUUAUUGUUCUCCUUGUUGCAACUUCGGCCGUGAGUGAAAGCCGGGUUGCGAGAAAAGACUUGGGCCUGGACCUUGGAGGGCUAGGGGUAGGGCUGGGUGUUGGAGUGGGUAUAGGGCUGGGUGGUGGUGGAUCAGGCUCUGGUGCUGGAGCGGGUUCGGGUUCAGGUUCAGGUUCUAGGUCUGGGUCUAGUUCAAGUUCAAGCUCAUCUUCUUCUUCGUCAAGUUCUAGCUCCGGGUCGGGUGGUGGUUCUGGUGCUGGGUCAGAAGCUGGUUCAUAUGCUGGUUCUAGGGCUGGCUCCGGGUCGGGUGGUGGUUCUGAUGCUGGGUCAGAAGCUGGUUCAUAUGCUGGUUCUAGGGCUGGCUCUGGUUCAAGAAACGGUCGGGGUUAAAGAGCAUGGAGGACUUGGUAUGUUGAAAGAAGAAUAAUGGAGUAUUGCAUAUGGUAGUGUGACGAUUUGCACUCCUACGAUGGUGGUUGAAAUCAUCGUGGUGUUUUGUGAUUUGUUGCUCUAUGCUCCUUUUUCGUUUUUCUUUUUCUUUUAAUAAACUCUAGAUUGAUUUACUAAUAAGAUUAAAAA